UUUUUUUCUUCCCGAAACGCCCUCCCCGAACAUAGAAAUUCAUCAGGGUUUAACGCCUCUCCUAGGGUUUCUCUGUACAGUUCAAAUUCUUCUUCAGCUCUGAAAAUCAAUGGCGAACGGAUUGAUGAAGCUCACCACGAUCGUCUCUCGUUCCUCUAUUGUCCUCCGUCAAUGGCAUCAGUCCUCGUCGUUUUCUCGUCUCGGUGCUCAUGAAUAUCUCAAGGCAGCUGAGGUAAUUAGCAGAAGUGGGAUGAAUAUUUCUAAAGGAGUUGCUGUACCUACCAUUGACGGAGCAAAGAGGGCUUUACCAGAUACGUAUGUAACUGUAAGAGAGCUGCUUGGUCCACUGAAGUCAGGCGUUGCCAAACGAUCUGCUGGGUACGUGCGCGAUAUACCGAAGGAUACACUUGGAGCUACUGGUAUAGCUGUUUUAUCUAGACGGCAGGGUGCAAGGGGAUCAAUUGUCAAAUUGUCACCACUAGCUGUCGCUAGGAGUUGUGAUACAAAUGCUGGAGUGCCGUGCUUCGCUAGAUUUAUGUCGUCAAAAUCUUCAGAACAACGUGGGCAAACCGCAUCUGAGAGAAAAAAGGAAAUAUCGACAGUGGAGGAUCCAUUUGAUGCCCCCACAUAUAAUAUACCAGAGAAGCCUGUUACAUUUGCAGAGGGAGCAUCCUACAGUUUUAUCAUCCUUGCAGGGCUUGGAGUUGCAGCAGCUGCUGGCUAUGCAGUUUUUAAGGAGCUUAUAUUUCAACCAAAAGAGUAUAAGAUCUUCGGCAAGGCUCUUAAAAGGAUUCAAGAUGACAGCCAGGUUAGGGUAAGAAUUGGUUCCCCUAUAACUGGUUAUGGGCAAGAAACUAGGAAUCGGGCUGCUCGCCAACGUAUCCCUAAUAGGGUGUGGACUGAUGAAGAUGGUGUUGAGCGAGUAGAGGUGAACUUUUAUAUUCGUGGACCCCAUGGAGCUGGAAAAGUUUACACUGAGAUGUUCAAGGAUCAAGCGGAUAAGCAGUGGAAGUUCACAUAUUUGAUCGUCGAGGUGAAAUCGCCUUCUCCCGCCCAAUUGAUCCUAGAAUCUUAUAUGCCUGCCUGACCUUUCAGCAUCCUAACCCGCUCUAGAUUUUGUACUGAAUUAUACAUUAUUUAGAAUUAUCAUCUCAUGUUUAUAGAUUUCCUCCCUUCUCCCGCCCCAUUAAAUUUUUUGAUACGAUUAGGCCAAUUUUUCUAGUUCGAUAUUUCGGAUUACCUCCUUGCAAGAGAGUUCCAAUAAGUACUCACUCAUUCAACUUUCUUCUACUCGAUACAAGUGAAUCAGAAAGUUUUGCCCAUAGACGAUGCAGCCUCCAUUUCGGUAACUCGUUAUUGAUUCUCUCUUGCUGCUAAAUCUACCCUACCAAGGAUAGAUUUGUUCUUUCCAUGCUGUGUGUAUUUCUUUGUCCAGAAGUCCCAGAUUUUCUCAUGUUAGGCUCUCGCUAGAGUUGUAGUGAAACAACAAAGAAUCAACUGGAAAUUGAAGGUAUGAGGCUUAUUUAUUUGUUUGCUUCUUCUUAGCUUGUUUGCAUGCUUCGUUAAAAGGCUCAAUUUGCGCCCCUCACCUUCAUACAUUUCAUAAAGGCUUGUGCCAAUAAAUGGAUGGCUGAUGUUAUUCAA
This is a messenger RNA of Cucurbita pepo subsp. pepo (vegetable marrow), 1644 nucleotides long. RefSeq names its product putative mitochondrial import inner membrane translocase subunit TIM21. The record is from RefSeq and is a predicted model, not a curated record. Gene Ontology annotation, cellular component: TIM23 mitochondrial import inner membrane translocase complex. Gene Ontology annotation, biological process: protein import into mitochondrial matrix. Lineage: Eukaryota; Viridiplantae; Streptophyta; Magnoliopsida; Cucurbitales; Cucurbitaceae.